Molecule: messenger RNA, 338 nt
Organism: Racocetra persica
Lineage: Eukaryota; Fungi; Glomeromycota; Glomeromycetes; Diversisporales; Gigasporaceae
Source: the annotation of a GenBank genome assembly
CUAUUACAUUAUCGUCCACAAUCGCUCAAGAUUUUAAGGAAAUUGGACAGUCAGUUGGCGAAGAUGAGGUAGUUCGCAAAAUUCCCCAGGACAUAUCAACUAGAUGGAAUAGUACCUACCUUAUGUUAACAGUUUAUACGUCUAUGCCUAUGACAAUAGCAGCAGUUAUGAAGCGUCAUAGUAAUCUUGCCUAUUAUAGGCUUAGUCAAGAAGAAGAUUCUGAUCUUCAAGCUAUAACCCGGUUUUUACAACCGUUUUAUGAAAUUACAAAUAUACUUUCUGGUAGUACAUAUAUAAUAUUGAGCCUUUCUGCUUUAUUAAUAGAUGAUAUAAUUGAU